This is a messenger RNA of Penicillium egyptiacum, 2598 nucleotides long. The record is from the annotation of a GenBank genome assembly. Lineage: Eukaryota; Fungi; Ascomycota; Eurotiomycetes; Eurotiales; Aspergillaceae.
AUGGGCUUCGAAGACAAGCGAGUCGCAAUCAUCGGCGGCGGCCUAGGAGGCAUGUCCUUCCUCAAUGCCGCACUGCACACCGGCCUGAAGGACGUGCAACUAUAUGAGCAAGCAGCGCAGUUCGGUGAAGUCGGUGCCGGCGUAAACAUCACCUCGAACGCAAACCGUGUCCUAGACGCCUUCGGUCUGCAAGAGAGUAUGAUGCGCAAGUCCUCACGCAAGCUGCCCAGCUAUAUGGAAUACCACAACUACAAGACUGGAGACUACGUAGGUCACAUUGGUGAGUUCUCGCAGCCGCAUGCGCGCCUGCUGCACCGCGCCCACCUACUAGACUUGCUGAAAGAGCGUGUACCCGAGUCAAGCCUGAACUUGGGCAAGCAUCUGGAAUCCGUCGACCGGAAUGUUGACACCGAUGCUGCACCGUACACUCUUCGUUUCCAGGAUGGCAGCACUGCCGAGGCAGAUAUUGUGAUCGGCUGUGAUGGUAUCAAGUCUAAUGUGCGCCGGGAUAUGGGCCUGGGAGACGACCCCAACUACUCUGGCCAGGUUGUGUAUCGUGGAUUCGUCCACUACAAGGAUCUACCCGCUGAGACGGAGCAGCUGCUGCGCAAGACUGUUAACUUCCGUGGGCCCAAGCGUCACGUCCUGAUCUUGCCUAUUGGUAACCAGGAGACGGGGACCGACCGUGCUGCCGUGAUCGGUUUCAUGUCAGAGCCACUUGAGGCAUGGGACUCUGAGAGCUGGAUGUCUCGCUCGGAUAUUGAUAGCCUCCAGGAGCACGUCCGUGACUGGUGCCCGGAGGUACAGCAUGUCAUUGCUGGUCUGCGCAAGAGCUCUGAGGACGGCAAGAUGCUCAAACAGGCGCUGUACGUGCGUGACCCAAUCGACAAGUGGUAUGAGAUGAAGAGUGGGCAGAAGGAUUCUGGUAUUAUUCUGCUUGGUGACUCGGCACACUCGACUCUUCCUCAUCAAGGCCAAGGAACAUGCAUGGCAAUUGAAUCUGGCAUUGCCCUUGCAACUAUCCUCAGACAUUGGAAGACAGAUGACCUAGAGGCUGCGUUCAAGUUCUACCAGGACCUGCGCAAGCCCCGGACAGACCGGGUCACGAAGACCAGCUACGAGGCCGGCAAGUUAGCUAGUUCUGACUCCCCUGACCAGAUAUCCAACAACUUCAACCCGGAUGCAUUGAUGGAGCGGAUGAAGUGGAUUAUGGAGUACAAUGUUCUAGAAGACUUGAAGAUCAAAGGUCAAGGCACACCGGGAGGCUUCCAGUCCCGUCGCUCAUACCCAUCCCUCCGCCACAUCUCUAUAGCACCCUUAACCCCCAGAUUUCCCAUUGACGACGACACAGAUCUAACGGACUACUUCAGCCACCGCGACCAGGAAGCUCCAGCCAGCGGCACCCGCACAACCCAAGCAUCAUCCUAUCUGUCCAGCGUCUCAGUCCCAAGCACGCCACCGAUCCUCUCGCACUCACGCAGCAACUCGCGAAGCCGCCACAAGCGCAGCAAAAGCUCUACAGGCACAGGGGCAUUAAGCGACACGAACCUGCACAACCGGGAGCUAGGCCAUGCCCUCCACCAUAUCCCAAAACCCAAGAAACAGCCUAGUAUCUCUCAUUCGCAAAGACGACGCCCCCUCCCAGACAGCACGCCGAAAUCCAAAUCCGACGCAGAAUGGAUGCUCCGCGCAGGCAUAGCCCUAGCCUCCUCGGCUCGGGAGGAAAAAGGCCAAAGCUGGCUCUCCAAGCGCGAGACUUCAACGACCCUUAUCCCAGACACGCCCUUCGACGAAACACCCACUAACCGCCACCAUCGUCGCACCAGAUCAGGCGCCUCGUCACGCAUUUCCCGCUCUGGCGCCUCAACACCAGGCGGAGCCGGUGUCCUCUCCCGCCGCACUUCCCGCUCCCGUGCCGGCAGCAGACCCGGCAGCAGCAGAGCCCAUCUAACCAUGACCGCCCUCCCGGUAUCAUCUUCCUCGACGCCAGCAGAGAAGGAGGUAGCUAUCAGCUCGGGCACGGAUACAGGGUCAGUGACACGCACGGCGAGCCCAGAAGCGCGCGGCCGUACUCCCCUAGUGCCUGAUUUCGUGGAUGCGCGCAUCCGCGCAGAGAUGGCGUCGCUACAGCGUCGCGAGCGAAGAUUCUCGGAUGAAGACUCUGUGCACUGGGAUGGGGCUGGCUCGGACGAAGAUGAGACUUGGUCUGAGUACUCGUGUGGCUCUGACGAGACGCCGGAUGAGUUCGAUGAAGCGGAUCUGCAGCAGCUGACGCGUGAGCGCGGGUUCGGGCUCGGCUCUUGGAUUGAUCGUUUGGUUGAGUGGACGCUUUUCGGGGUUGAUGAGUGGCCUGCGGCUCUUCCGGCUGUGGUGCCUGCUUCGCGUAUCGGUACGGCGGAUACUACUACUACUGUUACAUUUGAGGACCCUGUUUUGGUGGAUGAUGAGACAGUUUCGCUUGGUUCGGUUGGGGAUGGGGAGCAGUCUGAUGGGGAGAGUUCUACUGGUAGUGCUGCGCCUAUUGAGAAACCAGGGACUCAGGGUGGGUGGGAGGAUGCUGGGUGGUUGUUUCGUUUAAUGAAGCGGGCAUUGAUAUGA